Molecule: messenger RNA, 3478 nt
Organism: Oreochromis aureus
Lineage: Eukaryota; Metazoa; Chordata; Actinopteri; Cichliformes; Cichlidae
Gene: rbm25b
Product: RNA binding motif protein 25b
Exons: 17
Coding region: 177-2615 (812 amino acids)
Biological process (GO): regulation of alternative mRNA splicing, via spliceosome; mRNA processing
Cellular component (GO): spliceosomal complex
Molecular function (GO): mRNA binding
Source: RefSeq, a predicted model, not a curated record
GUUGCGCGUAAAGCGCUUGCGUCAAAUGUUUUUUUUUUUUUUGAAGGCCCGACUAGCCAACGUGCUAAUCCAACAUUUGGAACGUUAGAGGAAUUUUCAUAAUUACUAACCUUCUGAGAGUAUUUUUAUUCUUUUAAACACCACCUGAUUAAAGGUCGGUCCACUUCACUUCCACAAUGUCCUUCCCCCCUCAUUUAAAUCGGCCGCUGUUGCCUCCUCCAGGCAUCCCUCCUCAGUACACAGGCUUUCCCCCAGGAGCCCCUAUGAUCCCAGUUCACAUGGGUAUCAUGGCCCCCACACCUGCAGUAAUGGUUCCUUCAGUACCAGUGCUCAGCAAGCCUGCAGUCCCUAAGAGGGAAACCAUUGCUGUGAAUGCCAAAGACAGUGAUGAGAACAGUGGGCCCACCACAACAGUGUUUGUAGGGAACAUAUCAGAAAAGGCUUCAGACAUGUUGAUCAGACAGCUGCUGGCGAAAUGCGGAAUUGUUUUGAGCUGGAAGAGAGUACAAGGAGCCUCUGGCAAGCUUCAAGCUUUUGGUUUCUGUGAGUAUAAGGAGCCAGAGUCCACACUGCGAGCCUUGCGACUGCUUCACGACCUCCAGAUUGGAGAUAAAAACCUACUUGUGAAAGUUGAUGCCAAGACAAAAGCACAGCUGGAUGAGUGGAAGGCCAAGAAGAAGACUGCAAAUGGGGAUAAAAAGAGUGAAGAUGCAGGAGAAGACGAGGAAGAAGUGUUAGAUGAGGAGACAAAGAAGAAAGAUCAGAUUAUCAAGGGCGCCAUCGAUGGACUGAUGCGGGAAUAUGCUGCGGAACUAAAUGCACCUUCACAGGAUGAUGAGUCCCAGCGACGAAAGAGAAAAAAGGAGAAAAAAGAAGAGGAUGACAUAAACACUAUUGACAUGGAGGAGGACAAGAGGGACCUGAUUUCCAGAGAGAUUAGUAAAUUUCGUGACACUCACAAGAAACUUGAGGAAGAGAAGGAUAAACGAGAGAAGGAGCGGCUGGAGUUUGAACGUGAAAGGAGGGAACGGGAAAAAGAGCGAGAGCGGGAAAGAGAGCGGCGGGACCGCGAGAGGGAAAAGGAGCGAGAGCGGGAACGGGAGAGGGAACGAGAACGUGAGAGAGACCGAGAUCGAGACAAAGACCGCGACCGCAGGACCAGGGAAAGGGAACGAGAGCGAGAACGGGAGAGAGACAGAAGCCGUGACAGGAGUGCCGACCGCAGCCGAUCCAGGGAGGUCAGCCGAGACAGAGACAGAGAAAAGAAGAGAGACCAAGAGGAUGAAGAGGAAGCAUAUGAACGCAGGAAACUGGAGAGGAAACUUCGAGACAAGGAAGCAGCCUAUCAAGAGCGGCUGAAAAACUGGGAGCUGAGGGAGAGGAAGAAGGCACGGGAUUAUGCUAAGGAGGCUGAGAGAGAAGAUGAACGCCGACGAGAAAUGAUUAAAGAAGGCAAACGGUUAAAAGAGUUUCUUGAAGACUAUGAUGAUGACAGAGAUGACCCCAAGUAUUACAGGGGCAGUGCACUGCAGAAGCGUCUCAGAGACCGAGAGAAGGAGAUGGAGGCGGAUGAGCGUGACAGGAAGAGGGAGAAGGAGGAGCUGGAAGAGAUCAGACAGAGGCUGUUAGACGAGGGACAUCCAGACCCAGACGCAGAGCUACGCAGGAUGGAGGAGGAAGAGGAGGAGCGUCUGAGACAACCUCCCAUCGUCCAAGAGCCAGAACCUGAGGAGGAACGUGAGCGCCACAGGGGUUCACGAGAUCACCGGGAGCGCCGACAGGAACAGGAGAGAGCAGAUUCACGCUCACGACCCCCCCAGUCUGACAACGAGGUGGAAGAGGGUGAGGAGGAAGAUUAUGACAACGAUGAAGACAACCCAGAUGUGAAACCACGCCUAAAGCCCACAAUGCGACCAAUCACAGCAGCGCCUUCUGUGUCAUCAGCCAGUGGAAAUGUGUCUCCCAACACGCCCGGGGAAGAGUCACCCUGUGGCAUCAUCAUCCCCCAUGAAAACUCCCCACCUGAGGCUCUGCCGCAAGAGGAACACCGGCCAAAGAUUGGCCUCAGCCUGAAACUGGGUGCCACGGGAAGCCCCAGUCAACCCAUCGCCGGAAAGAGAAAGAAGCUUCCGGUGGACAGCGUGUUCGACAAGUUUGAUGACGAGGAGGCUGACGAGCAGCCACGCAAGAGGAAGCUGGUGCCCCUGGAUUAUGAUGACGACAAGAGCCUCGGGGUGGACGGUGCUGGACUUUCCAGCAUAAAGGGAGCCAACGCUGAGGAGAAACGCAAACACAUCAAGAGCCUGAUCGAAAAGAUUCCCACCGCAAAGCCCGAGCUCUUCUCGUACCCACUGGACUGGUCCAUGGUUGACACGACGUUAAUGGAACGGCGUGUUCGUCCCUGGAUCAAUAAAAAGAUCAUUGAGUACAUUGGAGAGGAAGAGGCAACGUUAGUGGACUUUGUCUGCUCCAAGGUGAUGGCCCACAGUACACCGCAGACUAUCUUGGAUGAUGUUGCCAUGGUUCUUGAUGAAGAAGCUGAGGUCUUUAUAGUGAAGAUGUGGCGGUUGCUCAUUUAUGAAACUGAAGCAAAGAAGAUCGGACUGGUGAAAUAAUCGUCGGCCGAAUGAAGAUGAAUUCCUCUUCUCCUUUACCUUCAUUGUGUAUAAUACUGUAGCGAAUUUAUGUCACCCCAGAAGACGUGACUGACCAUACCAGUACAGACUGUAACUGCAGAUUCUGCUCAUUCUCACAUUUGCACCAGUUGUUGGGUCUCCUUUGUUUUUUUCUUCUUCUGUUUAAACAUACUCAGGCUGCAUCCACCUCCACUCUGCAGGUGCUGAUUGUGUCUGUGUGCUUUUGUGUAUAUACAGUUUGUCAUUAUUUGGUUAUGAAGAAGCUACAGCUCUGGCCACCCAGGGUCACUGUGUUGGAGAUGAGACCCUUUAGUCCCAUACUUUUUUUUUUGUUUUUAUACAUGCCAACACACACUGAGUGAGAACAGUUUGCAGGUUUGCUACAAACAGUUCACCAUUUCUCAAACUAUUCUUUUGAGUUGUGAAAUUGGGCUUACAGUUGAUUGUGGGUUGGUUAAGUAGACACAAACUAAAGCGUAUGAAUGACUACAGCUAUGAUGUUUUUAAAAUAAUUACAGGGGUAUUUAUUAAGGGUUUUUGGACAUAACUGAAUUUUAUUUCUGUAAUCAAUACACAAAUUCUUCCCUCUCCCGACAUUUCUUGUCACAUUCCUGACAAACUGGCAUGUUGUUUUCAGACCAUCUCUAAAACAUCUAGUUGUCAUUUGAAAUGUGUCUACUGACAAGACCCAUAGGCCAUGUGACAUCCUUAACGCUGUAAAAGCACACGUCAUAACCACUAUAGGAAAAUGAGCUAAGAACGAAAACAAUUGAAAUUGUGAAGAUGCUCUCCAUUUGUUUUUGUAUUGGUGAACAUUUGAAUAAAUAAUUUUUAUAAUCAUU